AUCUCUAAAACCCUAAAUUGCCACUGUAGCCGUUGAAAACCCCCCCAAAUUCACCGCAAUGGGUUUCAAGAGGAAGAAGAGCGAGAACGAAGGAGGCGACGAGCCGAAACCGGCGGCGGCGGUGACUGAGAAGAAGAGGAAGACGAUACUGCCGUCGAUGAUAAAGAACAAGGACAAGAGAGCCGCCGUUCACGCCAAGCUCAAGCAGGAGAAGAAGCUCGAGAAGCGCAAGAAGGUCAAGGCCCGAGACGCCGCCGAGAAGCGAGCCCUCGAGCUCGGCGAAGAGCCGCCGGCGAGAAGUGUCCCCCGGACGAUUGAGAACACCAGGGAGGAAGAUGAGACUGUUUGUAAGCCCGACGACGAAGAGUUGUUUGCUGGAAAUGAUGCGGAUGAGUUUAGUGCGGUUUUGAAGCGUGAAUCGAAUCCGAAGAUACUGAUCACUACUUGCCGAUUUAACUCUUCUAGAGGUCCUGCUUUUAUAGAGGAGCUAGUUUCGGUGAUCCCGAAUUCAAAGUACUAUAAAAGAGGAACUUAUGAUUUGAAAAAGAUUAUAGAAUAUGCAAAUAAAAAGGAAUUCACUUCUUUAAUUGUUGUUCAUACCAAUCGUCGGGAACCAGACGCUCUCCUAAUUAUUGGCUUACCUAAUGGACCCACUGCUCAUUUUAAGCUCUCAAAGCUUGUUUUGCGGAAGGAUAUCAAGAACCAUGGAAAUCCAACCAGUCAUGAGCCUGAGCUUGUAUUAAACAACUUCACAACACGUCUUGGUCAUCGUAUUGGAAGAUUAAUACAGUCACUAUUCCCUCAACAGCCGAACUUUCGUGGUCGGCGAGUUGUAACUUUCCACAACCAGCGAGAUUUUAUAUUCUUCCGGCAUCAUCGGUACAUUUUUGAAAUUAAAGAGACUAAAGUGGCUGAAGAAAAGGGGAAAAAGACCAAAGAUUCCAAGGCUGCGACUAUUACUGAAGCAAAACCAAUUGCCCGUCUACAGGAAUGUGGUCCUCGUUUUACCCUUAAAUUGAUCAGUCUUCAGCAUGGGACAUUUGAUCCUAGAGGCGGGGAGUUUGAGUGGGUUCACAAGCCGGAGAUGGAUACUAGCCGAAGGAGGUUUUUUCUGUGAGUUGCUUUGGAACAUCACUGAAGCUCUUCUUCUGCUGGAAUGUGUUAAAGGUGAAUAUUUGCUACACCCUGACAAGAAGUAAAUCAGCCCAGAGCAUUUAUUAUUUCUGUUACGAUCCGCAUUGUACUGUUACAGUGAGUUUUAUGGGUUUGGUACUGAAAACAAGAAAACGACUGGUUACUAUCGAUAUAAUCUUCAUAUGAUUAUUGUUCAUUGUUUAUGAAAAUAUGUUCAAUCAAUUUGUCAUUUCUACCU
This is a messenger RNA of Argentina anserina (silverweed cinquefoil), 1372 nucleotides long. RefSeq lists its product as uncharacterized. The transcript is spliced from 11 exons. The coding region runs from base 59 to 1117 and encodes 352 amino acids. Gene Ontology annotation, biological process: maturation of 5.8S rRNA; maturation of LSU-rRNA. The record is from RefSeq and is a predicted model, not a curated record. Lineage: Eukaryota; Viridiplantae; Streptophyta; Magnoliopsida; Rosales; Rosaceae. Gene Ontology annotation, cellular component: nucleolus; preribosome, large subunit precursor. Gene Ontology annotation, molecular function: rRNA primary transcript binding.